GACCGCGUACGAUCUAUACUGGAUUACCCGCUAUUGUUUUGUUUGUGAGCGAAGUUACUGCUCAGUCUUCCUUUUUCAUUGGGUGUGUCCCCUUUGUUGAGCAGAGGAGAAAGCCGCUCUGUGGUCCUCACUAUCACCCACUCCCUCCAAAGGGGAGAGAAGUGACGCCCCAGCAGGCCUGGGAGUUCGCAGCAGACUGAAGGAAAGCCCUUCCCUCUUCCCCCACCAUGCCCGCUGCGGCUCCGAUCAUCAGCUCUGUGCAGAAGUUGGUGCUAUACGAGACCAGAGCUCGGUACUUUCUUGUUGGGAGCAAUCAUGCAGAAACGAAACACCGUGUUUUGAAAAUUGAUCGCACAGAACCGAAGGAUUUAGUUGUUAUUGAUGAUAGGCAUGUAUACACCCAGCAAGAAGUGAGAGAGCUGCUUGGCCGUUUAGAUUUGGGAAACAGGACGAAAAUUGGACAGAAGGGCACCUCUGGACUAUCACGAGCAGUCACUGCUUUUGGUAUAGUAGGUUUUGUCAGAUUUUUAGAAGGUUACUACAUUGUGCUAAUUACAAAAAGGAGAAAGAUGGCAGAUAUUGGAGGGCAUGCAAUAUAUAAAAUAGAAGAUACAAAUAUGAUCUAUAUUCCAAACGACUCUGUACGUAUGACUCAUCCUGAUGAAGCAAGAUAUCUUCGAAUUUUUCAGAAUGUGGAUCUGUCUAGUAAUUUUUAUUUCAGCUAUAGCUAUGAUUUAUCCCACUCUCUUCAAUAUAACCUUACUGUUCUAAGAGUUCCUCUUGAGAUACUUGGGACAGAAACAGCUCGAACUCGGCAGGAGAGUUUUGAUAUUUUUGAAGAUGAGGGUCUUGCUGCUCAGCAUGGAAAUGGUGUAUUUGGCAUUUGCAGUGAACCUUAUAGAAAAUAUGUGUGGAAUGGCAAGCUGCUGGAUAUAGUCAAAACCGCUGUUCAUCAUGACUGGCUGUUGUACGUCAUUCAUGGAUUUUGUGGGCAGUCAAAACUGCUCAUUUAUGGUCGUCCAGUGUAUGUCACUCUUAUAGCUAGAAGAUCAAGUAAAUUUGCUGGAACACGUUUUUUAAAACGAGGAGCGAAUUGUGAGGGAGAUGUAGCUAAUGAAGUAGAAACUGAACAAAUACUCUGUGAUGCUUCAGUGAUGUCGUUUUCAGCUGGGAGCUAUUCAUCUUAUGUCCAAGUACGAGGUUCUGUGCCUCUGUAUUGGUCUCAAGAUAUUUCAACUAUGAUGCCUAAACCACCAAUUACAUUGGACCAAGCAGAUCCAUUUGCACGUGUCGCUGCACUUCAUUUUGAUCAGAUGCUACAGAGGUUUGGUGCUCCCAUCAUAAUCUUGAAUCUCGUAAAGGAGCGUGAAAAAAGAAAGCAUGAAAGGAUAUUGAGUGAAGAACUUGUUACUGCUGUGACCUACCUCAAUCAAUUUUUACCUCCUGAACAUGCUAUUGUUUAUAUUCCUUGGGAUAUGGCCAAAUACACAAAGAGCAAACUAUGUAAUGUCCUUGAUAGGCUGAAUGUGAUAGCAGAGAAUGUGGUGAAGAAAACUGGAUUCUUUGUAAAUCGUCCUGAUUCCUAUUGCAGUGUCUUACGCCCAGAUGAAAAGUGGAAUGAGUUGGGAGGAUGUGUGAUCCUCACUGGCCGCUUACAGACUGGAGUUCUUCGAACCAAUUGUGUUGACUGCUUGGAUCGCACGAACACAGCCCAGUUUAUGGUUGGGAAGUGUGCUUUGGCCUAUCAGCUUUAUUCCUUAGGGUUGAUUGACAAACCCAACCUGCAGUUUGACACAGAUGCUGUUAGACUAUUUGAAGAACUAUAUGAGGAUCAUGGUGAUACACUUUCUCUUCAAUAUGGUGGUUCUCAACUUGUUCAUCGAGUAAAAACCUACAGAAAGAUAGCACCCUGGACCCAGCAUUCUAAAGAUAUUAUGCAAACUCUUUCAAGAUAUUACAGCAAUGCUUUUUCAGAUGCUGACAGGCAAGAUUCAAUUAAUCUGUUUCUGGGAGUAUUUCAGCCUGAAGAAGGGAAACCUCAUCUCUGGGAGCUACCUACUGAUUUUUAUUUGCAUCAAAAGGAUACAGUUAAUCUUGUCCGAGCACGACGAAGCUACACUUACUGGUGGACUCCAGGGGUAUUAAAACACUUGCCGCUGCCUUAUGAUGAAGUAACAUGUGCUGAAAACAGAAGGAAGCUAACAGUGAAAAAAUUUCAUAAAUUUGAUGAAGAAAUUGACAUUCAUAAUGAAUUUUUCCGACCCUAUGAACUCAGCAGUUUUGAUGACACCUUUUGCUUGGCAAUGACAAAUUCAAUACGGGAUUUUAUGCCCAAGAAUGUUGGCAUUGAUCCUAGCCCAUUUACUGUACGUAAACCUGAUGAAACUGGAAAAUCUGUGUUGGGGAACAAAAGCAAUAGAGAAGAAACAGUGCUGCAGCGUAAAACAGCUGCUAGUGCUCCUCCACCUCCUAGUGAGGAAGCAGUGUCAAGCAGCUCUGAGGAUGAUUCUGGGACUGAUAAAGAAGAUGAAGGAGCUGUGUCACAGCGAUCAACUCCAGUGAAGAUGACAGAUACAGGAGAGAAUGCCAAAAUAACAGAGAAUGUAGUGCAAUCCAUAAAAGAUGGAUAUGGGAUCAAUCUCUCAGAAUCUCCUUCAGAAGAUGAUCUCAGCAUAUACACAAGAUUUGUUCAGUUGGGACAGAGUCAACACAAGCAAGACAAGACUCAUCAACAGCUGUAUUCAAAACACUUAGAUGGGGUUAUAAAUUUAACGCACAUCUCAGCUUUUUCCCAAGACAACAUUUAUGAAGUCCAACCUCCUAAAGUUGACAGGAGAUCUAUUGAAAUCUUUCAUGCUCACAUCCAGGCUGGCAAGGGCAUCACGCAGCCCCUGGGAAAAGAAGACUUCCUCAUGUACCGAGAAUACAUUAGAAACAGAUAUAUGUGAAAAAUGUCUUUAUUCAGCUUUGUCCCAUAAAUUGUCUUGGAAGAGGUCACCAUGUGUGCCUGUCAAACAUAGAUUUUUUUGUCAUUUCUGAUGGCAAUAUCUAGAUAGCUGCAGUACUAAUUAGGAAUUCUCUUUUGUUGAGACAUGUGGAAGAGAAACAAAAAGAAAAAAAGUAUAUUUGGAAGAAAAACGGAUAUUGACAGGUUUUGUAAAUUGUUCAUAUAAAUUGUGCUGUUUAAUUAUAUAUAUAUAUAUAUAUAUAUAUAUAUAUAUAUAUAUAUAUGCUUUUCUUAAGGCACGAAAGUAUGGAGAAAUGCUGCCAGUGUAAUAUAGCCGGUGGGAACUUCUAGGAAUGUUAAGUAGUUUCAACAUGCAUGUUUUAAAUCAUUCUUGAACUUGUGAUGGUGUUAUUGGAGCAGAAUCACUUUAGUAUUGCUAAUAAAAGAAUCAGUGUCUAAAUUAGAAGACCAAGUUAUCCACAAAUAACAGUUCAAUCAAUGUAUCUGAAAGAAGAUAUUAGAUGCAUCCACUGAAGGUGGUCGUUGGGCAUGAUCAGUAGUUAAUUAUUUAUAUUGUGAUUUUUUUAACAGCAGAAAAGUAAUCUUUCUGAGAAUUUGAAACUGUAUUUGGGGUUUGUUCUCUGCUCCUCCUCUGGGCAGAAUCAUAGAAUCUAGAACUUCCUUAUUAGAACUGAAUUUCAUUAAAUUCUUAUUUGAUAAAAUAGAGAUGUAGUUUGCUGUUAGGUAAUAAAGAGAACAUGCUACAGAUGUGGAGUGCUGCAUUUAUAUAGUUUGGGUUGUAAUUCUCGAAUGGUAACUCUUUGUUACUAAGAAUUGCAAGGUGCAGUUAUGAUAGUGGAUGCCUGUUUGAAGAAGAACUCAGCUUUAUUCUGUAGCUAUCCUGCUCAUUGGCAUACAAUGGAUGUGUUGCCUCUGACAAACAUGUCUUGUUUUGACAUUCAGCUGUCAUAGCUCUUAGUCAAAUUGGUCUAAUCUCCAUCUGUGAAAGGUCUGCCUUUUGAGGAAAUUUUCUUUUACUAAAUAUAGUCUUUUAUUGUUGAGAAUCAGCUUGUCCUUAAAAGGCAAUCAUAAAAGAAAUCUUGGGACAUAGGAGAGCCAGGGUUGAAAAAAAGGUGAGGUAGGAGAGCCAGUCUCAGUGCCCCUAUCUGCACUGCAGCGAGUAGCUUCCUGUCUAAUGUCGAAUGAAAUCCAAGCCAGUAGUCAUAUGCUCAGUGACAAGUAAUCAGCCAGUCAGGUCUGUAGCCUUGUGUUCAGUGGCAGGCAGCUUCUUAAGCUAGGCUAACAGCAGAUGGUCAGCAGCAAACAUCUGGCACGGCAAGAUCUGGCCAUUUGCAGUACUUGCUUUAUACACAUUCCAUAUACCACUGCAUUUAUGACUUUUCAGACCACUAUAAAAUCCAAUUUGCUUAUUCUAAAGCUUGCACAUCUCACCCUCAUUCCAUUUUUAAGUUUUUUUAGUGUGUGUAAUAUUGCUUAAUGUGUAAAAAGCUACUGCUACUCAGCAAACAUUUUCUCUUUGUAGAGUGCAAGAAAUAAUAGGGUACUUACAAGGAGCACAGAUGUUCCAGUUCAUUCCUAUCUAAAAUCACAAUUUCUCUGUACUGCCACAUCUAGUUUCAGUAAACUUAAGACUCAAAUUCCAUUUGUAUGGCAGUGAUUAUCUAUUAAUGGAUGGAAAAAGAAACACUUGGCUGUACUGUAAUACACUAAUGUCCCUCUGUUUGUUGUAAAUGCCAUCUGAAACUUUAAAAUGUGAAUUAUGUCAUUCUAUAUGUGGUUUAUUUCUAGCAGCCAACCUUAAUGCAUUUCUUCUUUACAUUAAAUAUGUGUAAAUGUAGAUAAUUUAAUAUAUUUGCCAGUUCAAGAAAAA
Messenger RNA from Heteronotia binoei (common prickly gecko), 4838 nucleotides. It is a transcript of the gene FIG4, whose product is annotated as FIG4 phosphoinositide 5-phosphatase. The coding region runs from base 228 to 2948 and encodes 906 amino acids. Gene Ontology annotation, molecular function: phosphatidylinositol-3,5-bisphosphate 5-phosphatase activity. Lineage: Eukaryota; Metazoa; Chordata; Lepidosauria; Squamata; Gekkonidae. The record is from RefSeq and is a predicted model, not a curated record. Gene Ontology annotation, cellular component: intracellular membrane-bounded organelle. The transcript is spliced from 23 exons. Gene Ontology annotation, biological process: phosphatidylinositol dephosphorylation.